Spizellomyces punctatus DAOM BR117 is the source of this 912-nucleotide messenger RNA. Its product is annotated as tRNA guanylyltransferase. The transcript has 3 exons. NCBI's taxonomy places the organism in Eukaryota, Fungi, Chytridiomycota, Chytridiomycetes, Spizellomycetales, Spizellomycetaceae. The coding region runs from base 36 to 821 and encodes 261 amino acids. The record is from RefSeq and is a predicted model, not a curated record. Gene Ontology annotation, molecular function: magnesium ion binding; tRNA guanylyltransferase activity. Gene Ontology annotation, biological process: tRNA modification.
CUCUACAUUAUCACCACUGGUUCCCCCCAUCAACCAUGGCUUGUAGCAAGUAUGAAUAUGUCAAGUUGUUUGAACAAAACAUUACCCUCCUCCCAAAUACCUGGCUUGUUGUCCGAGUCGACGGUCACAGCUUUCACCGGUUUACCUCAGAACACGAUUUUGCAAAGCCAAACGACAUUCGCUCCUUACAACUCAUGAACUAUGCGGCCCAGCGCUGCAUGCAAGAAAUGCAGGACAUUGUUCUCGCCUAUGGUCAAUCAGACGAAUUCAGCUUUGUGUUUCGCCGAUCCACAAACUUGUAUAAGCGUCGAGAGGCAAAGAUCACGAGCACCUUGUGCAGUUUAUUUACUUCCAAUUUUAUCUUUCAUUGGAAACGAUUUUUUGCGGAUCUGGAGCUCAAGUAUCCACCAUCCUUUGACGCCCGCGCGGUAUGUUAUCCAACGGAUCAGAAUUUGAGAGAUUAUAUGAGCUGGAGGCAAGCGGAUUGUCAUAUCAACAACUUGUACAAUACUGCGUUCUGGUCCUUGGUUCAAGAUACAAGCAAUCCACGAACAGAAAGAGAAGCUCAAGCCAUCCUGAAGGAUACGGAUUCCGCAGCUAAAAAUGAGCUUCUUUUCACUCAGUAUGGGAUCAACUAUAACAAGCUCCCAGAAAUUUUUCGCAAGGGCUCGACUCUUUUCCGCCGACUAAGUGAAGUGGCGGCGUCGACACGAGAUGGUACUUCGGAAGUCAAGAGAACCAAGAACCUAGUCGUAGUAGAACAUGGCGAUAUCAUAGGAGACAAGUUUUGGCAGGAGAAUCCACAGAUUUUAUCAAUAUGAUUGAUAGUAGCAGAUAGUUUGUAUAUAGUAUAUGUACAUGUGGCAUGGUCGACAUCUCGAUUGUGUCUAAGAGAUUAGAUUGAAAAUGGCA